Penicillium pulvis is the source of this 408-nucleotide messenger RNA. RefSeq lists its product as uncharacterized. The coding region runs from base 1 to 408 and encodes 135 amino acids. The transcript has a single exon. The record is from RefSeq and is a predicted model, not a curated record. Lineage: Eukaryota; Fungi; Ascomycota; Eurotiomycetes; Eurotiales; Aspergillaceae.
AUGCUUGAAACAGAAGCUUCUCUUCUUUCUCCCCCGUCCGAGUCUGCCUCCGCUGUUCCGCUUGAUUCGUCCCUACGCACCACUCCAAUUCACCCCGAUCUUCCUGAAAUUCAAGUACCAGGAGAACCACUUCCAGUGUAUCGCUAUCACCCAAUCACAUGCCAGCCAAUUGUUGAGCAAGAUGUGCAGGCCGAGCUUGACCAGUUGCGCCAAGAUUUCCCAACGCGCGAGACAGCUUUAAGGGCGCAAGAACAGGCCGCAAAGGAAGUGAAAAGGAAAAUCGAGGAAGCCGAGAAGAAGAGGGAACAGGUUCAACGAGCAAUGGACAAGAAAAUUAAGGAACGAGAUACCGAGCUGAAAGUUGUUUCCAAAUACCACCAUGUGAAGGCUUCCGACAUCCCAGCUUGA